Poecilia reticulata (guppy) is the source of this 2091-nucleotide messenger RNA. It is a transcript of the gene tmem238l, whose product is annotated as transmembrane protein 238 like. The record is from RefSeq and is a predicted model, not a curated record. Lineage: Eukaryota; Metazoa; Chordata; Actinopteri; Cyprinodontiformes; Poeciliidae.
UUAAGUGAAAUUAAUGUAAAUAAGUCCAUAAGAUGAACUGCAGCCCAAAUACACUUUUUAGAGUGUAGAAAAUAAUCCAUAUGUGAUUCGCUUUUAGCGCCUAUAAAGUUAAACUGAGCCUUUUAUCAAUCAUAUUGUAGCAGAUUUAUUCAUGUAGCUGUGAACUCAGACGCCUGAAGCUGCUUAGGGUGAUGGUUCAGAGUCCUGCAGACUGAUUAUUCAAAUUGUUUUAUUCAAAUGUAUAUAAGAGCAUAUUCUAAAUUAAUAUCCAUUAUUUUGUUUUAUUAUAUUUUAGAUCAGACAUUUCUUGGUUGACAGACAUUAAAUCUGAAUCUGUCAGAGGUAAAUAACUGGAUUAUUCUGUUCAAACUGAGGAUCAUCAGAUGUUUCAGUUUAUUUGGACUGAAAUGGAUGAUCUGUUCAUUUCUUUGUGUUUUGUUUUCUGAUAACUGCUUGUUGAAAUUACACUCUGACUCACUAAACGCACAAAACGCAACUUUAAUUUCAGUUGUAUGAAGAUUCUGACAAACUCUGAGGAUUUGUUCUUCAGGACGUGAAGUUUCACCUGUUUUUGUUUCCUGUGUUUCUGCCCAGUCACGCUUCCUGCUGGGCUCUGGUCAGACUGGUUUGACUUCUUGCUCAGCUUUUGUUUGUUGUGGUAUUAAAAUCCUCCUCAGAGCCUCGAACGCCUCCUGACUCUGAAACGGAGACAAACGAUCCACCUGGAGCAAACGACACAAAUAUCAGAGACUUCCAGCUUCCUUCAGCCAGAGCCGAGACGUUCUUAUAAACCUCCGUGUCUCUGGCGCAUCACUUCCUGUUAGUCAGGAAGGUCAGAGGUCAAACGAGGUGUGAACUUUCCAUGAUGUCCAAGAACUGUUUCAAAAUCUCAAAUCAGUAAAAUUCACUUUGCAAAGACGCCGUUUGACCUGCUGGGUUUUCAUGUCAGAGGUUCUGGUUGAGAUGCAGAGUCAGGCAUGCAGGGAGAAACCGGGCCGUCAGCUGGAGGUACGGCCCGUCCAUCCGGUACCGGUCCACCCGGUACCGGUCCUGCCACUGACACUCAGCUAUGACAGAAAUGUAAGGCGUGUUUUCAGUGAAUAACAAUGAUGCUUCAGACCAGAACAGCAGUUUUCUGGAGCGACCGGCUCCGGGUCCGUCACUCCGCCAGCAGACAGCCAGCCGUCCGCACCGGCGCCGCCGGCCCAAACAUGGAGGAGGGGAAGUGCACCGGCUUCUUCAUCGGCCUGGCCAUCUUCCUGGACGUGGUCGGCCUCCUGCUGCUCCUCAUCGGCAUCUUCGCUCCGCUGCCCUACUGGGACUUCUUCGUCCUGUCCGGGCCGCUGCUCAUCUUCCUCAGCCUGGUUCUGUGGAUAUUCUGGUACCUGGGGAAUCUGACCGUCUCAGAGGAGGAGCUCAACCUCCGAAAGCCGGACAUCCUGUGACCUCCCCGGCCUGGAUGAGGGCAGAUGGGGUCGGAUCGAGUCGGAUCGGGUCUGAUCAGGUCUGAUCGGGUUGGAUCGGGUCGGAUCGGGUCUGAUCGGGUCCAAUCGGGUCGGAUCGGGUCGGAUCGGGUCUGAGGUGUCAACAUGAGGAGAGAAUGGACGGAUCCACAUGAAGCAGCCUGGAAAUCAGAACUGGUCUCUCUGGAGCCUGACUGCAGGAAGUGGGAUUCAACCUGAACUCGUUUCUGGACCAGGAACCAGAACCAGCUUCCCGUCCAACCGGACCUCCAUGAUUCUGACUGUGGUUCUCGUUAUCAGCUGGACGCUUACAGAACUGAGCCUGGUUGUGUUUCUGAUCCACAUGUUGUCAGUUUGGGUUUAACUUUCAGUCGUUGCACAUUUAUGUAUGAAGGACGACAUUCUGAACUAAAGUGCUGUGAAAUGACGCUGUGUGAGUUUCUUUGUUUCACCGACCCAAACCAGCCGGACUGGAUGUGCUGCUCGCUUUGCUGAGAUAAUAUUAGAAACAACAAACCGCAGGUUUCCAUCAGCUCCACCUACACUGCAAAACGUCACCUCACCAAGUGUUUUCACUGUAAAUACAACAUUUAAAAUGAGACCAAAAUAAAGAAGCUGUUCAAUAGUU